AGCCAUGUCCGCUGGACAACUGAGAGACACUUUUCUGUGAGAAAGGGCGCCAUCGCCUUCCACUCUCCACCGAUGCUACCCAUCUCCUCCCUAUCAAAUUCUCCCACCAUGGCCACCGUCGCCGCCGGAGCCUCCCUUUUCAUCACCAAGCGCUGGCUCUCUGAUGCUCUCCUUGCAACCCCAUCAGCCCUAAUGUUUCCCAUCUUGUCCGGCUCUCUUGCCAUUGAAUCGGCCCCGCUUAGAGCUUUCUCGGAGAGGUGGCGGCCGGCUCUGGGAAUAUCCGCCGCCGUUGUGCAGAGAAAGGCGGCUGUGACAUUUGGGGUUGAAGAGGGUGUGGCGGAUGAGACGGCGGAGGAGGGAGAAGGGCAAGCGGUGGACGGUGGUUCUCCAGUGGAAUCCGGGAAAACGAAGCUGUAUUUUGGGAAUUUGCCUUACAGUGUUGAUAGUUCACAGCUUGCUGACAUUGUUCAGGAUUAUGGGGUCGCCGAGCUCAUUGAGGUUCUUUAUGACAGGAGUACUGGAAAAAGUAGAGGAUUCGCAUUUGUAACCAUGAGCAGCAUUGAAGAUUGCAAUAAAGUCAUCGAAAAUCUGGAUGGAACUGCUUACAUGGGCAGACUAUUGAGGGUUAAUUUCUCAGACAAACCUAAGCCUAAGGGACUUCUUUAUCCAGAUUCUGAGUAUGAACUUUAUGUCAGUAACUUAUCCUGGUCAGUAACAUCUGAAAGUUUGGCACAAGCAUUUCAAGAAUAUGGAAAUGUGGUCGGAGCAAGGGUCAUCUACGAUGACGAGACCGGAAAGUCACGUGGAUAUGGCUUUGUAUCUUAUUCAACAAAAUCAGAGAUGGAAACAGCUCUUGAAGUUUGUAAUGAAUUGGAACUUGAAGGCAGGGUAAUACGUGUGGGAACGUACUUUGUUGGGCAGUACUAUCAGGUUCUUCAGCAGCAACCUGACUUUGUUCAUCAGUUUUAUUCUGAUGCGAGUACCAUGCUUCGUGUUGAUGGCCAUUUCAGGGAGUCCGCCACUGCAAUGCUGCAAAUCCAUGCUCUUGUGAUGUCGCUUAGUUAUACCGGGGUUGAGAUCAAGACAGCACAUUCAUUAGAAUCAUGGAAUGGUGGUGUUCUUGUGAUGGUUUCUGGAUCUGUUCAAAUGAAGAAUUUCAAUCAAAUGAGAAAAUUUGUGCAAACUUUUUUUCUUGCACCCCAAGAGAAAGGCUAUUUUGUUCUGAAUGAUAUCUUUCACUUUGUUGAUGAGGAGCCAGUGCACCAUUAUCCAGCACUCUUAUUAAGUCAGAGCAAUCUUGAUUCCACCUUGAAUGCUCCAACCACAGCUCCAGAGACAGUGCCCAAUUACUCACUGAAUGGUGCAGUCCAGGCCCCGCGAGAGUUUGCAACCCCGGUUGUCAAAGAAAAUGGUCACGUCGAUAACUGUAAGUUUGUCGAGCAGCAACUGCAGCAAGUUCCCGAGCCAAAAAGCAUUAUAGAGGAAAGUACAGCAGACGUAAAUUCUAUCCAUCAGAAUGCACCAACUGUUUCACCAGAUCCUUCCCCUGUUUCUGUUGAAGAACAUGCUGAGGAGCCCCAAAAGCAAACAUAUGCUUCAAUCCUUCGAGUUGCUAAAGGACAAGAUGCGCCCGCUUCCAUUGCUGCUUCUCAGUAUCCAGUUAGUAAGAGCACACCAUCUGCUUCAGAGAAAAACUACACUCCACCGUCCACUGCCCAGCAAUUAACUACAGCUCUCCAAAAUAACUCCGAACGGGAACAGACAGGAGGCGAGUUCCCUUCUGUUGAUGAUGAAGGUGAAAUAAAGUCUGUUUAUGUAAGAAACUUGCCAUCCACUGUGUCUGCUUCAGAAGUUGAGGAGGAAUUCAAGCACUUUGGAAAACUCAGUUCUGAUGGGGUGGUUAUUAGGAGCCGCAAGGAUGUUGGUUUUUGCUAUGCAUUUGUCGAAUUUGAAGACGUCACUGGCGUCCAAAACGCUAUCAAGGCAGGUACUGCUCAGGUUGCUGGGCGUCAAGUAUACAUCGAGGAGCGGAGAGCGAACAGCAACGUCCCACACCAAGGAGGAAGAAGGGGUGGUAGAGGAAGAGGUAGCUAUCACACAGAGUCUUCUAGGGGGCAUCAUUCUAGCUCUUGGAGUUACAAUAUGGGAGUUCGAGACGGAAGCGACCGACAAAGUGAACCACAGCCAUCAAGUAUCAAGAAAUGGAGAAAGUCCAUCAGAGUCAUCAUAGCUCGUUUAGCAAAGCAACAGUUUUUUCUAGCAUUAUCAACAGAGGCACACUCACAUUACCACAUUGAAGAAUAAUUUGAGUCAGUUUAAGCUAAUAUUAUUUGUCUAAGCGAAUAUGAAUUGCAUCAUUAUUUUUUCCAUUGGGUUUCUUGAUUUAAACAACAUUUCAUGAAACUCACUGCAUUUCCUCGUUGUUUUAAAUAUAAUCAAAUUUUGUCUCUA
This is a messenger RNA of Cucurbita maxima (winter squash), 2451 nucleotides long. RefSeq names its product putative G3BP-like protein. Gene Ontology annotation, molecular function: mRNA binding. Gene Ontology annotation, cellular component: cytosol; ribonucleoprotein complex. NCBI's taxonomy places the organism in Eukaryota, Viridiplantae, Streptophyta, Magnoliopsida, Cucurbitales, Cucurbitaceae. The record is from RefSeq and is a predicted model, not a curated record.